Molecule: messenger RNA, 1965 nt
Organism: Mandrillus leucophaeus (drill)
Lineage: Eukaryota; Metazoa; Chordata; Mammalia; Primates; Cercopithecidae
Gene: TBX1
Product: T-box 1
Exons: 16
Biological process (GO): cell fate specification; regulation of transcription by RNA polymerase II; positive regulation of DNA-templated transcription
Cellular component (GO): nucleus
Molecular function (GO): RNA polymerase II cis-regulatory region sequence-specific DNA binding; DNA-binding transcription factor activity, RNA polymerase II-specific
Source: RefSeq, a predicted model, not a curated record
GCUGUCUCCCCGGGCCAGUGCGUUCAGCAUCGCCUCUCUCGUUGCAGCCCAGGCAGCGGAGCGCACCGCCCACCAGGGCUCGGGGUCCUCCGACCGGGUGAAGCUUCGCUGGCUGCCAGGGUCCCCGACCGGGAUGCACUUCAGCACGGUCACCAGAGACAUGGAAGGCGGAUGUUCCCCACCUUCCAAGUGAAGCUCUUCGGCAUGGAUCCCAUGGCCGACUAUAUGCUGCUCAUGGACUUUGUGCCGGUGGAUGAUAAGCGCUACCGGUACGCCUUCCACAGCUCCUCUUGGCUGGUGGCAGGGAAGGCUGACCCUGCCACGCCAGGCCGCGUGCACUACCACCCCGACUCGCCUGCCAAGGGCGCACAGUGGAUGAAGCAAAUCGUGUCCUUCGACAAGCUCAAGCUGACCAACAACCUACUGGACGACAACGGCCACAUUAUUCUGAAUUCCAUGCACAGAUACCAGCCCCGCUUCCACGUCGUCUAUGUGGACCCGCGCAAAGAUAGCGAGAAAUAUGCCGAGGAGAACUUUAAAACCUUUGUGUUUGAGGAGACGCGAUUCACGGCAGUCACUGCCUACCAGAACCAUCGGAUCACGCAGCUCAAGAUUGCCAGCAAUCCCUUCGCCAAAGGCUUCCGGGACUGCGACCCUGAGGACUGCCUCGAAGCCAUCGGGGCCCCCUCGCCACCCCCCAGCCCCUUGGGCUAUCGAAGUAUCCCGGUUCCCCAGUCCCUGGAGCCACCGCGGGUCCUUCCCCGGCCCCGAGGGCCACGGGGUCCCCGCCCGCCAGUGCCAAAGCGCCCGGUCGCAGGCGGAAGGAAAUGCUUGUGCUUUUCCAUGGAAAUUGGGAAGAAGGGUCAUGACAGACACUGCCGGUCGCUGCUGGGAGCGGGAGAAGCCUCUGACCGGGAUGGGAUCAUGGAAAGACAAAAACAGGCAGCACUGUUCUGCUACCAUUUCCCCUGCCGGCCCAGGCCCGCCUGUUCCCUGCUUAUUGACUUUAUUUGCUGGAUGGGGCAAGAGGAACUCUUUGAUCCCUCCCUUCCUGAGCGCAAGCAGGAAGGGCUGACAGCCGUCCUCAACCAGUGCCCGGUGAUUGCCUGCCCGCCGAGGGCGCUGUCUGGCCAAUGCCCCAGCCAUUGCCGUGCCGUUCCUGGCCGUUCCUGUGGAGCUGACAUUCCUGUUCCUCGUCGAGCACACCUGCCCUGCCCCUUCUAUACGCUACUGUGCUGGGCACAUGUGCCCCUUUGUCGAAGGGAUGAUGGGCACCCCACUGCUCAGAGGGGCUUCUCACCCAGGAAACCAUUGGAGGUGCAGAGGCAGGAGCACCCUGGGACUUGGCUGUGGGACAAGGCGAGACUGUUUGGUGGCACCUUGAGCUCCGGAGGAAGACAAGACCCUGGCCUGGUGGAAGUGUGCCGCAGAUCAAAGCACCCGCAUACCAGAGAAUUCCACGUGGCCACAGCUGCCGAGGGCAGAGGCAGCCUCACCUCUCGCUGGUGGAGGGAGAGUGGGUCCGCAAGCAUCUGCACCAUCCUGCCCCUCCUCCUCGCCAAGCUCCUUCACCCCCCUCCCCACCGAAGGAGCAUCCUGCAGAGCCCCGCCAAGGAGCAGGCUGGUGGGAUUCCUGCACUCGAGUGCUGCUGGGGCUGCAGGCGAGGCCUGGGCUACACAGGAAGCCCGGGCACCGCAGAGUGGCUGCUAGCUGGUGGCAUUGUUCCUCUGCGGAUUCGGAGCUGUGACUGCAGGAUGGAGCCCCAGGCAUCUCGGCACCCUGAUGCGGUCAUUGCCAGGAGGGGAGUGGUCUCAGGAGACACAGGUGGGAAACACCUGAUUGAACAUCAUUGCCUGGGGAGUGGAGACACGCACAGCACGUCAACACGGAGCGCCCAGCAGCGGCGGCGGGUCCUGGGCUGUACUCUGGAGCCCUUCCUGGGAUCAUCUCCCGGCAUCGGCUGA